This is a messenger RNA of Coregonus sp. 'balchen', 2351 nucleotides long. NCBI's taxonomy places the organism in Eukaryota, Metazoa, Chordata, Actinopteri, Salmoniformes, Salmonidae. The record is from the annotation of a GenBank genome assembly.
CCAGCACCACAGCAGUCACAGACACGCACACAGCAGAGAGAAGACAGGCAGGAGACAGAGGGGAGACUCAGUGACUAACCAAACUGGAGUAAAAGUGAGGAAACAGCACGGCAGGAAAUGAAGAGCCAGAGCCAAGCAGGAAAGCAACAUUUGCCUUAAUUUAGCACAAAGCAAAGGAGCAAGAGAGUCACAUUGACUGAGGGCUGUGAGGACACAAAACAUCUGCUGAAUACCUGGAGUUUAUCUCCUGAAACACCAGGAUAUAGCAGAGAACAACAAAGGUCUAAACCCUCAUCAUCAGGCUAUAAACCUCCACCUGAUCAAUAGCAUCACUCUGACCUCUGGAUCUGGAUGUUCAUGUAGUGGAGACCUACCUCUUCUUCUCUCCACAAGCGUUCUCAGAGUGGGAAGAGGUUAAAGAACGGAGUGUAUUCUCAUCGUCUCACUGCUGCUGUGAGAGGAGAGAGAGACAGAUCCUCAGAACUACUCCACCAAUCACACAGUGAGUAAACAUAUCUUUAUGGUCAUUAUGUGUGUCCAGGGAUGAAGAAGGGCCAUGGAAACUAAAACUAAACAUCCUAACAAAGAUCAUGGUCAACUCUCUUCCAGCUCAUAGGGUUUAUGCUGCUAGUGCAUGUUUGGGUGUGAUGAGACGUUUAGCAUUUGGCAUUGUAUUACAGGACAGUUUAAUAACUUUAUUUGAAGGGUUUUAAUCCACCCCGUUCAUUGCCAGGUUCAUAUGGAGACUGAAUGGAAAGGUAACUAUUUAAAUCCAUGAUCCCUUUUUCCCAUGAUGUUCUCAGAGAGGUCAUACAUGCUACCUUCAUCUCAAUACCAACAGUUCUAGUAUCAGAUUUGUGACCAUGACACAUGGCUGAGGUACCACCCCACUUCUAAAGACAACUGGAAAGUUGGGUGAAAUAUAUGAAAUAACAUCCAUUAUAAUUAUCCGUUUUCAGAGUUGUUGACUGUUAAAAUUUGUGGUAGAGGGUUUCUCAGAAGGGGGGGGGGGGGUUCCUGGCUCAUUGUUCUGAGUCUGUAGUCAUCCAGGAGACUGGGGGUAGGGCCAAGGGGAGUCUAUUUCCUCCUUCCCAGAGGUGCGUAGUUAUCUGUGUUUACUUUCCGCACCUCUCACCACCGUACUUUAGGAAAAUUAGCUACUCUCACUUUAAUGGAGCGACGUUGAGGCUUUUUUCAAUCUGUUAUGUAAAAGCAUGGGCAUGCCAAACAGAUUCCAUUGUGUGCAGGGGAUACAUUAUCAGGCUCCCAGUCUAUGUAACUGCAACUGCUAAGGCACCCUAACAGAAGAAUAGACCCGCCCAAUACCACUUGGCCCAUUACCAACUGCACUGCCACUAGUAAUAAUGAAUAUACCAUUGUACUGUAUGAUAUGCACAUAAAUAAAUGAAUUAAUAAAACAACCCUAAUCAUUUUGUUUUCUGAAGACCAAGGGAGGAUGAGUCUGUCGAGGAACGGGACCCUGGAGAAGGGCAUCACCCAGCUGCAUCACAUUAACAAUGGGGAACCUCUGUCAUCACUGCCAUCCCACCUCCAGCACACAGGCUCUGUGACCUCUGUGCCAAGAUCACCCAUGGGGGGGUCAGGAGUGGUGGUGCCACCCCCGUACUCAGUGGCGGGCAGCACGGCAGGGGGUACGGACGCCCCUCUGGAGCUGAGAGGCUCUCUGGACUGCUGGGCAUGCUCAGUACUGGUGACGGCUCAGAACCUGAUCAUCGCACUUGUCAACGGCACACUGGCCAGCAUCGUGUUCGGCACCAUCUUGACCCCAGCACUGGUCAUGGUAGUGUUUGGCUUCCUGUGUCACUCCACGGUAAGACUGCCAUCCUGGAAGGAAGUCUGUGUGUCUCAGAGAGAUAGAGACAGAGAGGAAAGAGUCAGAGACAGAUGGGGAGAAAGAGCAUGAGUCACGACCUGAGCAUUGUAGUGUGACACAUGAUGAGUGGUUUUAAUAUGUGUGUAUGUCGUCCCCAGGUGCAGCCCAAUGGCACGUCCCUGUACUGUUCAGACCUUCUGGAUGACGGUGGCUGUGUGGCCCUGUUGGUGGUGGGCUUUAUCCUGGUCACCCCCCUCCUGGUCCUGGCUCUGGCUGCCUACUGCCGCCUGGCCCGCCACCUCCAACUGGGCCUCUGCUUCAUCCCCUAUAGCAGGGCCGUAUACAAGAACUUACCUACCUCGCGCCACCGUGGAGGGGACUGCUGCGGCCAGCAUGGGGCCACAGAGGGGGAGGGGAAAGGCAGUGUGUGGGUGUGAGUAGAGUAGAUGUUGACCCAACCACUGAUGCAGGGUCAGAUAACAUUUUCUUCCUCCUUAUGGUUAAGGUUAGGAUUGGG